AUGGUGGAACUGAGCUGCAGCUUCCCUUCCCCAUUAAAUAGGACAUGUUGGGAAACAGCACAUAACAGCUACCAUUUUAGCCAUUUAGCAGGCACAAAGAGUGCAGUGCAAAACACUUCUCGAAUGCUUUUCGUGAUGUGGAGGGACACAGAUUUGUCGCCGGGUCCAUGCUUGAGGCUUACAGAGGCGUGUCCGGAGAGCGCCAGACCUGAGGAGCGGCAAAAGCUCAAGCGCCGGGCCAUGAGCCGUCGGAUCUGCAUUGGUCAACUGGUCUGGGAUUGUGCGCAACAACCACCCCGAGCUGCCAAGGUCACGGCCAUCGCGCCGGAGAGGCCCGACCCUUUCCUCAUCCGUCACUUGGAUGCCCCAAAGCGGCCGUCUGACUUCAAGGUGCACGACGAGGUGCUGGUGGACGGGCGCCAUGGCGUGUGCAUUUGGGAUGGCCGGCCUGAUCAUCACUUCGGGCGUGUGCGAUGGGAGGAUGGCACUGAGAGUGACGUGAUCCACGUGGAGCGCAUCAGGCCGGCAGAGGAUGCAUACAUUGAGGAUACCUGGGCCUAUGAUGACCAGUUGGAGGCCUUAGAUAUCAAGCACCUUUUGCAGCCCUCUGUCACGGAGGCCCGUUCCUCAGCCGAUGUGCCAGGCCCUCGGCUGGAUGUACCAGAUGUACCAGUUGAGGUGCUCAUCAGGAGGUCCUCUCGGAGCAACAAGUUGGCGCCUCAGCAGGUUGCCUGGAGUUUGUUGCCUGGCCGCCCUCCUUGGCCUGUGAAGCUGAUCUCCUCCAUUGAAGGCUUUGAUGGGGGGUCUUCCAGUCGACAAUGGAAUGUGAAGCUCCUGGGCACCGACCAGGAGGAGACGGUCUUGGCUUCAAGACUAUCUCCAUUUCUUUCAGGAGAUGCUUUGGCUUUGGGGAAGAUUGCGCAAGAGGCGGAAGCGGAACACCAGCAGGUGCAGAACACCGAUGGUACUGCAGCCGCUGUGGCGGCAGCGGCGGCGCCCCUCCUGGCGCCCCUCUCGGGGGAGAAGGUGUUGGCAGUUGAGCUUCCAGAUGACGAGGAUGAUGCCCUCAUUGUCUACGAGGGUGGCGCAGGCGACGAGGCGCAGUGCACCGCACCCCCAGGCCCAGUGCUAGUGAAGGACCUUGUCGAGGAGAUUGGUCAUGAUGUCAGUGAAGAGGUCAUUCAACGUUCCUUGUCGGCCUUGGAGGCCGAAGGAGUAGUUCAGACGCGCCAACUCCUCCAACUUUACCCUCAGGAUUUUGACGCGGUGGCUAUGCCACUACUGCUCAAGAGCAGGCUGCGGAGGGUCCGUGAGCGCGGCGGGAAGAUCCCGGAGGACCUCAUCGGCCACAAGAAACAGCAGGAGGAGCCGGAGCCGGAACCCAGCGAGGCGCACGAGGGCGGUGGCCUGAGAGGGGCCUGGUGUUGGACACAUGACCCACAUCGACAUGAGAUCCAGUGGAUGUGGAGCCAAGCAGUACAGUAA
Molecule: messenger RNA, 1485 nt
Organism: Durusdinium trenchii
Lineage: Eukaryota; Dinophyceae; Suessiales; Symbiodiniaceae
Source: the annotation of a GenBank genome assembly